Molecule: messenger RNA, 948 nt
Organism: Klebsormidium nitens
Lineage: Eukaryota; Viridiplantae; Streptophyta; Klebsormidiophyceae; Klebsormidiales; Klebsormidiaceae
Source: the annotation of a GenBank genome assembly
AUGACAUCUGGUGAAAGAGCUGUGCGACAUCCUUCUGAGAGCAUCUACGUGGAUGUGCCGGAAAUACUUUCAUUACUGUCACUAAAGGAGCGCGUUGCGGAGGAAUUGACAAGGGUCACAGUGGACCGGCUUAAGUUGAUACUGGGGGGCAAGGUGCUCACAGAUGGGCCACUCAACCUCAAGGAAGGGGAUUGCAUCACAGCAAUGGUAGUCCCCAAGCCACCCCCUCAGCAAGCUGCCCCCCUCCACGUGCCCGCACCGACUCCGGCCGAGCCGGAUGAAGACGAAGACCUAAGGUUUCGACUCGCUCCGGAUGCACCACGGAUACAUCGGACAAUUGCAUGGUUCCUGCGGGAGAAGCUAAAGGCCCCUGAUUGGCUCCUCGUCGCGUUCUUCUCCGUCCACCUCCGGACGUGGGCGCUCCUCCUUUCCAUGUGCAUAUUCGGUCCGCUUCUUGCCCGGUGGGACCUGGGCCCUGUAUAUAUACUAGGAACUUGCUUUGCGAUCAUCCUUCUAAACCUUGGGACGCGGAAACCGGGCGAAGCGAGCGCAUACUCGGUCUUCAAUGACGGCUUCCAAGAGCUUCCUGGAACGCUGAACGCUGGUCAAUUAGAUGAUCAGAUAAGAAGAGGACAAUACUAGGGUACACUAAUGAGUUUCCUAGUACACUAAUGACUUUGAUGUCGUUCUGAAAUGAUAGUGGCCUGAAGUCAUUGCAGGCCGGCCUCCUAGGUGGGUCCGAGCAUUCUACGUCUAUGUCGAGAUGCCAAGAUGCAAAUCCUUUGCGGUUGUGCCGCCCUGUCCGACGGUGACCGCACGCUGAUAGUGUCACGGUAUGUAGUAUGCCUGAUCAUAUGCAGGUAUGAGACGUUGAUAACAUCAAGCAAGUUUGACGGACAUGCACGUACAUCGCCGGCCCUCACUGAUGAUAAAUCAACCAUUUCUGUG